AUGGGACCUGGCAAUAUCAGCAGAGGUUGGCUUACGUUGGCAGGAAGCUACAACCUUGGAAGUACAUCUGGCUGCUCAGGAGCAGCCUGUGGUCCAAAGGCUGCUUUAAACUUUAUUAUUUUCAAGUAUUGCAGAGACCAGGAUCCUGUCAAUCACCAGCAAACAUUUUUGAAUCAGCUGAGGGAGAUCACCGGUAUCAAUGACAUCCAGGUACUACAACAGGCCCUGAAGGACAGCAAUGGUAAUUUGGAAUUGGCUGUGGCUUUCCUCACUGCGAAGAAUGCCAAGGUUCCCCAGCAAGAGGAGGCAACUUACUAUCAAACAGCACUUCCUGGAAAUGACAGAUACAUCAGUGUGGGCAGCCAGGCAGACACGAAUGUGAUUGAUCUCACUGGAGAUGAUAAAGAUGAUCUUCAGAGGGCAAUUGCCUUGAGUUUGGAGGAAUCAAACAGGGCAUUCAGGGAGACUGGAAUAACAGAUGAGGAACAAGCCAUUAGCAGAGUUCUAGAGGCCAGUAUUGCAGAAAAUAAAGCAAGUUUAAAGAGGACGCAUCCAGAGGUGUGGAGCGACUCUCCAAACCCUUAUGAUCGAAAGCGGCAAGACAACUGUCCAGUAGGAUUAAAGAAUGUUGGCAACACAUGCUGGUUUAGUGCUGUCAUUCAGUCAUUAUUUAACCUACUGGAGUUUCGAAGACUAGUUUUGAAUUUCAAUGCUCCUGCAAAUGCUCAAGAUUUGCCCCGAAACCAAAAGGAACAUAGGAAUCUGCCUUUCAUGCGUGAAUUGAGGUACCUGUUUGCACUUCUAGUUGGUUCAAAGAGAAAAUAUGUUGACCCAUCUAGAGCGGUUGAAAUCCUUAAAGAUGCUUUUAAAUCGAAUGAUUCCCAGCAGCAAGAUGUUAGUGAAUUUACACACAAAUUAUUAGAUUGGUUAGAAGAUGCCUUCCAGAUUAAAGCUGAAGAAGAGAGGGAUGGAGAGAAGCCGAAGAACCCAAUGGUAGAGUUGUUUUAUGGACGAUUUCUAGCAGUAGGUGUACUUGAAGGUAAAAAAUUUGAAAACACAGAAAUGUUUGGCCAGUAUCCACUCCAGGUUAAUGGCUUUAAAGAUCUGCACGAGUGCCUAGAAGCUGCAAUGAUUGAAGGGGAAAUUGAAUCUCUCCAUUCAGAAAACUCUGCAAAGUCUGGUCAGGAGCACUGGUUCACUGAACUUCCUCCUGUCUUAACUUUUGAGCUCUCAAGAUUUGAGUUUAAUCAGGCUUUGGGGAGACCAGAGAAGAUACACAACAAAUUAGAAUUUCCUCCAAUUUUAUAUCUGGACAGAUACAUGCACAAAAACAGAGAAAUAACAAGAAUUAAACGGGAUGAAAUCAAGAGACUUAGAGAAUACCUCACGGUUUUACAACAAAGAUUAGAACGAUAUUUAAGCUAUGGUUCUGGUCCUAAACGAUUCCCCUUGGUAGAUGUGCUGCAGUAUGCCUUGGAGUUCGCCUCCAGCAAGCCCGUUUGCACGUCUCCCGUUGACGAUCUUGAUGCCGGCGCCCCCUCUAGCGGCACGCUGCCCGCGCAGACCACACCAAGCACAAUAGAGCCGCAGGGGCCUUCAUCUUCAGAUGUUCCAAGCACAUCUCCUGUACAAAGAUCAGUAAUACAUAAACCAUUCACACAAUCACGAAUUCCUCCUGAUCUGCCAAUGCAUCCAGCUCCAAGGCACAUCACUGAGGAAGAGCUUUCUGUUCUAGAAGGUUGUUUACAUCGUUGGAGGACUGAAGUAGAAAACGACACUAGAGAUUUACAAGAAAGUAUAUCUAGAAUACAUCGGACAAUUGAAUUGAUGUACUCCGACAAAACAAUGGUCCAAGUUCCUUAUAGAUUGCAUGCUGUGCUAGUUCAUGAAGGUCAAGCUAAUGCAGGACACUACUGGGCAUAUAUUUAUGACCACCACCAGAAUAGAUGGAUGAAAUACAAUGAUAUUUCAAAGUCAACAUGGGAAGAGUUUGAACGUGACUCUUUUGGUGUUUACAGUAAUGCCAGUGAAUAUUGUUUAAUGUAUAUCAAUGAUAAGGAACAAUACUUGAUGCAAGAGGAGUUUAACAAAGAAACAGGACAGAUACUUGUCGGAAUGGACACGCUACCACCUGAUUUGAGGGAUUAUGUCAAGGAAGACAAUAAACGUUUUGAAAAAGAACUUGAAGAAUGGGAUGCAGAACUUGCUCAGAAAGCACAGCAGGAAAAGUUACUAUCUCAGAUACCCAGGGCACCAGCACCUUCCCCUGCUCCAGUUCAAGCAGGAGAACCAGAAUAUUUAGAGCAACCAUCAAGAACUGAUCUUUCAAAGCACUUAAAAGAAGAUUCUGUGCAAGCAAUCAAUAAAGCUUUAGCUGAACAAGAGGAUAGAGGUCCAGAAGCUAUUAUGGAUACGAGCUCUGAUAAUGCCCCAGCUCAACCAGCUGCUAACCAGCGAGUGGUAGAGGUGGCGAUCCCCGAUGUAGGGACUUUUGUGAUUGAGUCAGAGGAGGGGGGUUAUGACGAUGAGGUCAUGCUGACCCCGAACAUGCAAGGUAUUAUCAUGGCUAUAGGUAAAGCCAGGAAUGUUUAUGACAGGUGUGGGCCAGAAGCAGGGUUCUUUAAGGCGAUUAAAUUGGAAUACACACGGCUACUAAAAUUAGCACAGGAAGAUCCACCACCUGAAUGUGAUUACCGUUUGCGUCAUGCAAUUGUUUACUUCAUCCAAAACCAGGCACCAAAGAAGAUAAUUGAGAGAACGUUAUUGGAACAGUUUGGAGAUCACAAUCUUAGCUUUGAUGAAAGGUGCCGUAACAUAAUGAAGGUUGCUCAAGCUAAACUUGAAAUGAUAAAGCCAGAUGAAGUAAACAUGGAGGAAUAUGAGAGGUGGCAUCAAGACUAUAGAAAUUUCAGGGAAACAACCAUGUUUCUCAUGGUAGGAUUGGAGUUUUUCCAAAAAAAGAGCUAUAUGGAAGCCUUGCUCUACCUUAUCUAUGCUUACCAGAAUAACAAAGAACUCUUGUCAAAAGGUCCAUACAGGGGGCAUGAUGAAGAGCUGAUAUCUCACUACAGACGAGAAUGUUUGCUAAAACUAAAUGAACAUGCUGCAGCACUGUUUGAAUCAGGAGAUGAUCAGGAAGUAAAUAAUGGCCUGAUCAUUAUGAAUGAGCUUAUUGUCCCAUGCUUGCCAUUACUACUGGUGGAUGAAAUGGAAGAGAAAGAUAUUGUUGCUGUGGAAGAUAUGAGAAACCGUUGGUGUUCCUAUCUUGGACAAGAAAUGGAACCUAACUUGCAAGAAAAGCUGACUGAUUUCCUGCCAAAACUGCUAGAUUGUUCUACGGAGAUUAAAGGUUUCAAUGACCCGCCAAAGUUACCUUCCUACUCUACACAUGAACUGUGUGAAAGAUAUGCGCGCAUCAUGUUGUCACUCAGUCGAACUCCAGCUGAUGGAAGAUAAAUUCUGCAACCUUCCUAAGCACAUUGUAUAAACUUUUUUAGUUCUUAAACCUUGCCUUCCUGUCACAGGGUUUGCUUGUUGCUGCUAUAGUUUUUAACUUUUUUAUUUUAAUAACUGCAGAAGAGAAAUGACUGUACAAACUUUAGCCAGACUGCAAACAAUUAAAGCUGAGAAUCGCAUGGGGCUCAGUCGUUUCAACCAGAAUUGAUGCAACAUUGCAAGUCUGAUUAUUAUGGCAAAACUGCUUUUUUGCCACUUAUCUGUUACAGUAUUACUUUGCUUUUAUCUUGAGAUCCUUUCCUUUAUCAACAGCUGUCUGGAUCAUUUUGUGACUGCAACUACUUUAAGUGUCCAGUGCUGUGUAAAUACAUGGUACUUGGUAGCUUGUAAAUGAAAUGAAAGAAUAAAAUUUUAUUUAUGGCUA
Messenger RNA from Struthio camelus australis, 3880 nucleotides. The record is from RefSeq and is a predicted model, not a curated record. NCBI's taxonomy places the organism in Eukaryota, Metazoa, Chordata, Aves, Struthioniformes, Struthionidae.